This is a messenger RNA of Aspergillus udagawae, 705 nucleotides long. RefSeq names its product NPP1 family protein. The transcript is spliced from 2 exons. NCBI's taxonomy places the organism in Eukaryota, Fungi, Ascomycota, Eurotiomycetes, Eurotiales, Aspergillaceae. The record is from RefSeq and is a predicted model, not a curated record. The coding region runs from base 1 to 705 and encodes 234 amino acids.
AUGGCCUUUCUUCUCACUCUCGCCACUCUCGGAGGCCUCGCCCAGGGAGCCGUGAUUCCACGAGCGAGCAUCGACAGUGAUGCGGUGGUAGGAUUCCCCCAGACGGUCCCCAGCGGUACUACCGGAAAGGUCUACCUUGCCUAUCAGCCGUACCUCAAGGUGGUCAACGGCUGUGUUCCCUUCCCAGCGGUCGAUGCAGAGGGCAACACCAACGCUGGCCUGGCCCCGACAGGAGCAUCCAACGGUGACUGCGCCAGCAGCACCGGCCAGAUCUACGUGCGCGGGGCCGCGUAUGGCAAUCACUACGCCCUCAUGUACUCGUGGUAUUUCCCCAAGGACGAGCCCUCGACUGGGCUCGGACAUCGCCAUGACUGGGAGGGAGUCAUUGUCUGGCUCUCAUCGUCCACGUCCACCUCGGCUGACAACGUUGUCGCCGUGUGUCCGUCCGCCCAUGGUGGCUGGGACUGCUCGACAGGUGGAUUCACACUCAGCGGCACCAAGCCUCUCAUUAAGUACUACAGCACCUGGCCGGUGGAUCACCAGUGUGGCCUCACCUCGACUGUGGGAGGCACACAGCCCUUGAUCGCCUGGGAGAGUCUGCCAACUGUAGCCCAGACGGCACUGGAGAGCACCGAUUUUGGUGCUGCCAAUGUGCCUUUCAAGAAUGCUAACUUUGACUCCAACCUGGCCAAGGCGACCUUUUGA